AAAUCAUCGUUCGUUACUGGCCGCGGAGAGUAUGCACGCCCGGCGCAUACAACAUUGCAUCUAGACUCGAGAUUCAUAGGGGAAGGGAUGGAGGAUGCAUUGAAGCUACAGGGGUACCUGAUGAAGGAGAAAUCUAAGCUCAGUCGGCUCCACGGCCUGACAGGGGAUAUCAACAAGCGAUACUUCAAAAUCCAGAGCAUCGAGGGAAGCGAAGAGCUGGCGCUUUGCUACUACAAGAAGUUCAACGUCCCUGAGAUCCGUGGCUGGAUCUACCUGAAGGAUGUAACCGAGAUAGCGGAAGACCAGGACACCAUAAUUGUUACCUCCGCGGCACGUACGCUCCACCUGUAUGCACAGACAAGGGCCCAGCACAACCUGUGGGUGACGGGGCUGGCCAAGCUGUGCCCACACGCAUUCGCGAUUCUCGGACGCAACGCAUCGGUCCGGAGGAUGGAGAAUGACCUUCGGAUGACCAGCCCAACCGACACCUCGCUUACUCCAGCUGUAGUAGACAAGUCAUUUGCGAAAGAUCGCGACAAGCCAGUGAUCGACCCGCAAGAAAACCACAGCGUGGACGGCGUAGAAAGUAGUCCCUCGACCAACGAGAGCGAUUCACAGUCAGAGUAUUUCCAAACAGCUCGUGGACACGAUAUAAAAAGAGAUCGCAACGGGAGACACCGCGGCCAGAGCGCUGGGGAUCAUGGAGCGCCUGAAGAGCCCCACGCAUCGUGGAGCACACCACGUAGAGAUUCACGCAACGUGGCGAGAAAACAACGCCAUCGAGGCGACGCUGAACGUGGCCGAAGGGGUGGUAAUGAACGUGUCUCGAAGGGUCCAUGCCAUCGGCGUCGUGAGGAUUAUGAAGACAGAAGAUUGGUACGCUCAAGUGGCAGGCUCGUCCACCGUGGAAACACCUGCGACAAGGGAAGUACCCGGCGCAGAAAGCAGGGACAACGUUCGAGGGGAAGUGGAGGCGAGAGUGUCGCAAAGGCGAGCAGUCAUGACGAGGAAGAAAGCAGCGAUACGUCUGCCAGCCCCACGAGGAACUGCAGGAAUGCUGGUGACACAAGAGACGACCGCGACGCGGGUGCUACGUCAAAGUCAUGUUUCACGGGCCUCCCGUCGAGUGCCAGCGACGAAGAUGGCCAUGAAGACGUCGCAGACGAAAGAGACUUAGGACCGUGUGGACAAUACGCGGGUCGUCUAGACGAGGGCCUAAAUCCCACGAGUGUUGGGGAGAAAGGCAGCACUGUCAGUUCCGACAUGGUCGUCGUACGGCCACCAGAGUCACAGGAUGACGAGAUGACGAAGAAAUCGAGAGCCUACUACUCGUCCGACAACGAAAACGUGGAAACCAUUGAGCUUGACGAAGGCGAAAGCCCAGUCGUUGCGCACAUCGUACAAGUGCGACAACCCGAAGACAACCCUGCGCCUGCGAGCGUGCCCAGAAAGAGUAACCAGGACGAAGAGAAGGAAGAGGUCGACGAGGAAGCGGACAUUGACCUAGCAGUCCCGCGCCUCAAAAUCGGAGAUUGGGAGGGUCCUCACCAGGGGCAGUCGGCAACGUCUCGACUUCACCGACACAUUUCUCGGCGUGACACGGAGGCCGUGGGUUUCAGUGGCGGUGUCCCUCCGCCGAAAGAGUUCCUGACACACAAGUUAGCUGAAUCCCCGAGCACUACAGAUUGCGAGCGGAAUACUGGUGGUUCGGAUGGCCUUCCGAAGCCAACGACGAAUGGUCGAAGGAGGAGCGCGGCGGAUCUGGAGUGGAACGAUGGCGGAGAAACGCCAGAUGUGAGGCCCCGGUCACUGAUCACCUGCACCACCAGGUUUAGAAUGCCAUGUGUUUUCGCGCAAGGCGGGCUGCUUGGUACUCUCGUUUCAGCUGUAGUCUAACGAAUCCGCGGGGACGAAGCCUCUGAUAACCCGUCCUUUGCACGAAAUGCCCACCCCGGUCGUCAUCCACGCAUGCUCACCAGCGACCGCGAUGUACCGAGGCAACACUGACGCACUCAGGGAAUUCCAGACCGGUUGCAUUAGAUUUCGAGGACCACGGGGGAAACAACUUGAACCUCGAGGUAGAGAAACAACGCAGGCGGGCCGCCGCCGCCGUCCUAGCGUUGGAGACCGCGGCGAAAGAGGCUGACGAGGAGGCGCAAGUGGAGAGUGAGUGUCUAGACGACUGCAAGCGAGAUAGCAGCGGAGGCGCGCGGGGGGUUGUUGCGAAAGCGUACCCUUCGCCGGCAGGGCCUCCCCCGGCAGAAUUGCUGCGGAAAUCUCGCCGGGGACGCGGCGCACCUCCUCCCGGGUAAGAGCAACGGAAAAUACAGAGAAUGAUUCAACAAGAAUCACCAUGGUGUUGUGUCCGUUGUGUUGCUAUUCGUAAUCGGGUGGCCUUGUUGUAGGCUAUUGGGGACCGGUUAGAGGGGCGUGUACUGUUGUAUCUGAGGCCAAUGCAUCGCUUGGUUGCUUUCGCCAGUUGGCGGCGUGAAGGUCCCGGUCCAACUACGUCGAAAGACGAAAGGC
Messenger RNA from Ectocarpus siliculosus, 2526 nucleotides. The record is from the annotation of a GenBank genome assembly. NCBI's taxonomy places the organism in Eukaryota, Phaeophyceae, Ectocarpales, Ectocarpaceae.